UUACAUACGCAAACAAAAUAAAUUGUAAAGGCGUCUUCAUCAAUUCAAGGCGUUUUAGGGUAAUGAGGGAACGGCCCGUCAUGGUACGUAAUUUUGUCAAUACAUUCACACAUGAAUAUAGAUAUAAACUUCAUGCGAACUAAACAUGUCGUAGCUAUCCGCAUUAUAAUGCAGUAUAUUCCCUCAGCCAUGACAUAUUAAAUAGGUCUUGAACAGCAGUCUCUCCUGAAGUAGGUCUACUGUAUUGACUUAUAGCGGACAGGUACGCUGUUAGCUAGCUAUGAGCCGUAGUAUACACCGUGUAUUAGAUAGAGCAACGUCUACUACUGUACACACAUACAUAGAAACACACAUAAAAAAUAUACACUGUAACAGUCAGCUGUUCGACGAUAUGUGCAAAUAGCCCGUACCCGCCAUAACACAAUGAAGCUCUACAUCCGAUGCAGAUUACUAUGUGCUGUAUGGUGUGCAAUAGAAAUUCUUUUCUUCGGAGGAAUUAUAUACGGCUGGGGGUCACUGGUAUUUGUUCUAAAAGAGGAAGGUUUUUAUUAUGAGGAAUGUUUAAGUGUCAUAACACCUCCUGCUGAACAGCUAUAUUCUACCAACAUCACCAACACUACCAUAGUGAACUUGCGACAAAACACAAUUUUGACACCCGCUGUCAAUGAUGACGAUUCGGACACACGUCAAUGGGAUGGCGACAAUGUUUAUGAAACAGAUUCCGGGACAGUUCCGCCGUUCCGUACCUGUCCUCGACAGGAAUCCAAGUUGAAUCUUUGGUUUUCUGUGGCAGUCGCCUUUAUGUAUCUGUCGAUGGCAUUCCUGGGAGAGCUGACCACCCGAUUAGGAACACAGGUCACCAGACAUAUAUUUACUUUAACAUUCGUGUUUGGAGCGUUGUGUGUGGCGUUCGCGACAAAGGACAUUCCCUGGUUGCUGUGUCCGGGGCUGUGCAGUAUUGCCGUCUCUGGAUUGGUCAUAUUUGCCACCAACAUUCAGGUAGCUAACCUGUUCCCCCGCCUACAGUCGACAGUGGUGGCCCUGUACUGUGGCCUGUUCGACUCCUCGUCUGUUAUGCAACAGCUGAUGAAGAUAGCGAACGAGAACGGCAUAUCCCGUCGGAUAUUUUAUGUAUGUUUGGCGGGCUCUGGGCUCAUAAUGCUAACCAUAAGUACGGUGCUCUUCCUGCCAAAGUCCUACAUCACAAAGCAGAAGAUCCGCCGGAAGUCGUGCGAGCUGGAGAUCAAGAGCGGGCGACUUUUGGCAGAAAUAAAAGGUUUUAAGCACCAGAGGGAGACGGACGAAACAUCUAUACGCGCAUGCAUACUGUCACCUACGUACCUCGUGCACGUGGCCUGGAUGAGCAUCAAUACUGUCACGUUCGUCACCUUUAUCGGACUGGUCAACGUCAACCUAGAGCAGUUGUCUAGUAACAAACAAGUCAUCAGUAAAUACCUUGGUGUGUUUGCCUAUACCACCAUGUGUACGGUAGUGGCGGGACUGCUGGCGGGGAUGAGUUAUGACUGUCAACGCAGACGAUAUCAUAACUAUCCGUUGCCGGUUAGAGUAUGGCGGCCCGUCUUGUUGCCAAUGACAAUGACGGGGAUCCUUGGGUCCAUGGUAUACGUGCUUCUCCUGGUGGGACACCUCAGCGUCAUGGUGCCGACAUUUGUCCUGUUCACGCUCUACCGCUCCUUCCUCUACUCUAUAGGAGUGGCAUUCGUCAACGACGCGUUUCCGGAGCAACACUUUGGAGCCCUAUACGGUAUAAUGACCUUUUCCACUGGACUCUUCAGUAUGCUACAAUACGGCUUCUUCUCCUGGUUCGACGCGUACGAGGACGCCAAUGUGCACGUGACGAUUUUUCUCCUGUUCCUUUGCCUUGUGACGUUUAUACACCCGCUACAGUUAGGGAUACGGAGUUUCAAGAAGUGCACCACCGACACGAACACAGAACAGGCCUUCCUGCCACCGGUCACGACUGAUUCAGAGGAAGGCCAUAUCUUGAGGAAAACUUGAUGAGUGGUGCCACUAGAGACAUAUCAUAAUGUAAUCAGUGUAGAAUAAGUGUACUUAACCACAGAUGUACAGGUCUUCCACAUUGGACACGGACGGAGAAAAUGUGGCCUUGUAAGGCAAAUAUAUGAUGAUGCCACUCGGUAAGCCUCCUUUUCGAUUUCCGUUCUGACCAACAUGAUAAUAAACCAAUGAAGAACACCAGUAGAAUUCAACUAAUGCUGGCACCCUUAAACUGUUCGUCAGGUCAGUUCAGAAGCAAACAAUUAUGUGUGGCAUGUAUCGAAACUGGCGACUGAUAUAUCAAGUCAUCUUGCAGCAGAACAAAUAACACUGUAUGAAAUGUAGCAAUGGUAGCUACUCACAUAGUGUCUAGUGGUGUUCCCAAUAUCAUAAAUCAUCGAUAUCAUGUGACUCGUUUUUUCAUAUACCAUCUACAUAUUUAGAUCCAGGGUAGUGUACAUGUAUGGAAGGCGUUUUAAUAUCGUAAUUUAUAAUUAAGCUCGGCUCAAACAUUUAUUGAGUUAUUCAAAACACGAUCUGUACACAUUGUAUAUGAAUGUGUCUGAAGAUAGGUCGAAGUAGUGAAAUUUAUCUCAAUUAUGAAUAAUUUCAUGAACUCAUAAUUGACUUCAGGGAGAUUUGAUACAAUUUUCCUUAUUUGUUCAAAUCUAUCAUGUCUAUAUACACACCUCUAACUAGCGUCCAUAAGUUCUUGUAGAAAUGUUGACGUGAUGAUGUUAAUAGACAUUCCAAGUAAACAUUUUUUUUCUUUCCGUGUAUCAUGAUUGUCCACUCACACAGGGUAACAUAUCGGAAGUUACAAGUAGAAAAGGUAUUGUUUCUAUAACGUUCAAGAUAUAAAAAGCGCUGACACAUUGAUGUUAUCAUAGAAAAAAUCCAAAGACAGGGGAAAUGGGUCUCAAAUGAAAUACUAUGCCGAAGGCACCCAGCACAGUAUUCCAUCCGUUUACAUUAUACUGACAACGGGUGAACCAGCUGUUAUGAACACCAUUUAUGCUGAACUUUAAGCAGGAAAUAACAGCUACCCGUUAAAGGACUUUGGUAUUUCCUGGCCUGGGGACAGCACUUAUUGUCAACCCCACAUGGGCAAACGCUCAACAUAAAGGCCAAAAGUGAGGUAUUGCCAAGCAAGGCACUAGAAACAAAAUGGCUGCUACUUGUAGGGUGUAGAGAGAAGAUCCCAUAUGUUGCAAUGGGGGCAGCAGAUCAAUUGAUGUUUCUUCAAUGUCUCCUUGGCAGAAGCAGGACACCCACAUUAGACGCCUUUAAUGAAAUGUAAUAUUAAUAAUAUACAACAUUUGGUAUAGCACCCUAUCUAGCUAACAUAAGACACUCUAAAGCGCUU
Messenger RNA from Mizuhopecten yessoensis (Yesso scallop), 3385 nucleotides. Its product is annotated as solute carrier family 43 member 3-like. Bases 424 to 2019 code for a protein of 531 amino acids. The transcript has 10 exons. The record is from RefSeq and is a predicted model, not a curated record. Lineage: Eukaryota; Metazoa; Mollusca; Bivalvia; Pectinida; Pectinidae.